Molecule: messenger RNA, 2217 nt
Organism: Penicillium argentinense
Lineage: Eukaryota; Fungi; Ascomycota; Eurotiomycetes; Eurotiales; Aspergillaceae
Product: CCCH zinc finger and SMR domain protein
Exons: 2
Coding region: 1-2217 (738 amino acids)
Biological process (GO): negative regulation of DNA-templated transcription
Cellular component (GO): nucleus
Molecular function (GO): metal ion binding; RNA binding
Source: RefSeq, a predicted model, not a curated record
AUGGUCUCGGAAGAGCUCCUCGAAAAAUGCCUGGAGAUCCUUCAGGAUCAGGCCCUGGAUGAAGAAGAGCAGGUUGAAAAGGUCGAAGACUUCCUGCGCGCCAACACCUCGCUGUCAGGGUCACCGUUAGAGAACGCCGUGCUGGACAUCCUCUGGCGGCAUCGCAAUCGUUCGCUGCCCGAUUCAUCACCUCCUCCGACUCGUCAUACGGUGAUACGACGCUCUUCCCCGGCGCCAUGGCAGAUGGCACGGUCGUCGACACCGCUAUCGCCGCACUCGAAUCUGGGGACCAGCCCCGGAAGUACCUCGUGGGUGCAGAGCUCGCGCGGGGCAUUCUCCCGACCUCCGCUCUCCUCAACCGUCUCCCCGUUUACCUCUCCACGUCCAUCGCCCCGCCUUGCGCUGGCGCAACCCAUCCCACACUCGCCAAAUCUGAACGCAUAUGAGUUCUCUGACCAAAGUCAAAUAUCCGAUUACUAUGGGGAUUUCGGCAGCGACAGUAAUGUUGAAUGGCUGGUGGCCGACGAUGCAAACAGCACCACCUCUUCGACGGGUGGCAUGAGCUUUGCUGGGGCUUUGAGCGCUACUGCAGCUGAAUUUGUCCCAGAUAUGAGCCCUCAUGAUAUCCUGCGCACUGUCCUCGGUGACAGACGGUCAAAUGAAGAAAUCGAAGCAGCACUCGAAGCCCAUAGUUACGAUCUCGGUGCCACUAUUGCGGCUCUCUCACAGGACCCAGAGACCGACUCGUUCGCCAAGCAAAGUGACGACGGCCGAGUUGUCGUGGGAAAAUCUAUGACAAUGGAGCAAGUUCGUCCGAUUACGCCGUCCGGCCACUCGCGCAGCCCCGUGGUGUGCAAGUAUUGGCUUUCUACUGGACAAUGCCUCCGUGCGGAUUGCCGUUUCAGCCAUGACUUAACUAGUCAUGUGUGCAAGUAUUGGGUGAUGGGCAAUUGCCUGGCUGGCGAGGGCUGCCCGUUUUCGCACGAUCCAUCGGCUCUCAUCUCCAAUCUCAGUGUCGCCAGUGGCAGUCGCCCAGCCUCACCAGCCACAGGCUCUCCCUUCCAGAUGGACAAUGGCUCGGAUGCCUUCCCUCCACUACAGUCAGCGGCCGAAGACCAAUGGACUGGUUCAUAUGGUGGCCGGUAUCCAGUACAUCUUUCCGGAUUGCAAAAUAAGAAUAUCCCUCCUGGGCUACAUCCCGGCAUGGGAAGACGAAACGGCAGCCUGAAUAGCCUGGGCCGUCCAAACUCACGUCCAACGAGUCGCCAUCAGAAUCGCGAGCUGAACCCCACUGCUCCAUCUGUCGACGACCCGGAUGCCUUUCCAACUCUAGCCGCCGUCAGUGCUAAGAAUGCUGGCAAGAAGAAUCAUAGUAAGCGAGGUGGCCACAAUGGCCGUGAUAUGAGCAAAGAGAACAUCCCCUCCUCGAUGGCGGAUGUUGUCCGCAUGACUCCAUCGCCUGCCCCCAGCAAAGGAAAGUCUGCCUCCAAGAACGCCAAGGACCCCAAGGGCCGCGAAAACAGCGCCGCUGCCCAGUCAAUCCCACCUCCCCAGAAUAUUCCUUGGCUGGAAACUGGCGCUCGAGCCAAUCAACAAUACAUCAAGUACCGCACUGAGGCGAUCCGCCAUGGAACUGUUAGGAACAAGUUCCUGCAAAGUGCCGCUCAGGCUUGGAACCGAAAUGAUGCUCGGGCUGCAAAGGCACUUUCGCUUCGAGGCCAGGCCGAAAAUGAUGCGAUGCGUCGUUGCCACCGAGAAGCUGCGCGUCAGCUAUAUGAAGAGCGGAACCAGCAUUUGAACCAGGCGGGCCUGGACGAAUCCUCAGAGGAGCUCUAUGUUGACCUGCACGGUCUACACCCGGAAGAGGCUAUUGAAUAUCUCGAAAAGAUACUCCUGAAGCACGCUCGCCAAGGGCUGCGGGUUGUCUACGCCAUCACAGGCACUGGUCACCAUUCCAAGAAUGGAAAAGAUAAAAUCGGCAAGGCGGUCAAGGCGUGGCUCAACGAGUGGCGCUAUCUGUUCCGCGACUUCAGCGUCCCCGGUGAACGUGGAGGCUACGUGGGUGGUAUCUUAGGCAUUGACCCGACCAGCUAUGACAAGUCCCUGGCCAGGAGUAUGGCGGAGGAGGAGUCAGCAACAGCGGAUAAUGGGAGCAAUCUCACACUGGGAAAAAUCCAAUUGCUGAAGCGGGAGGAUGUAGAAGCGCAGAGUCAAUGA